GAGGCGUGGCUGGAGGCGGGCUGGAGCUGGAACGCUCACUGCGUGUGCCGCCAGCCCCGUGAGCGCCCCGGAGUCACCCAACAGCAAUUGCAGCCGAAGAUGGCGCCCGUGUCCGUCCAGCAGUUUGAGAAAGCCGUGGAGGGGCUGAAGAAAAUGGCGAAGGAGCAACCGGCCGAUGUCGUGCCCAUGCCUGCCGGGGAGAAGAAAGAGAAGAAGGGCCUAUUCGGUGUGAAGCACGCCCACACAGAGCUCCUCGAGCUGUGCAAUAUGAUCUACGACGAGGGCUUCAAGUACUCCGACGGCACCGUCGCCAUCCCCUUCGGCAUCCUCUUCAAGGUGUAUUCGGUAAUCAACAACCGAGUGGUCGGUCUCCUGGCCAAGGCGAGGAAGUACGGCCUUCUUUAUUUCGAGGGAGAAAUGCUCUAUCAGGUGCGGGACGACGACAAGCCGAUCAUGCUGCUGAAGCCGAUUGAGAAGCUUCGCCAGGAGCUGUCCGGGCUGAACUGAAGGACGACUCGGAAAGGCCCCGGCCGGAGGUCGGGAGGUCACCGGUCUGAGCUGGCACGGCCACAGUCUGCUGGCAGAGGGUCAUCUGUGCCACCUGGGAAGGUCACCAUCUGAUGACAGGGCCAUCUGUCUGAUGGG
Pollicipes pollicipes is the source of this 645-nucleotide messenger RNA. Its product is annotated as actin-binding Rho-activating protein-like. NCBI's taxonomy places the organism in Eukaryota, Metazoa, Arthropoda, Thecostraca, Pollicipedomorpha, Pollicipedidae. Gene Ontology annotation, cellular component: sarcomere. Gene Ontology annotation, molecular function: actin binding. Gene Ontology annotation, biological process: positive regulation of transcription by RNA polymerase II; positive regulation of Rho protein signal transduction. The transcript has 5 exons. The coding region runs from base 100 to 507 and encodes 135 amino acids. The record is from RefSeq and is a predicted model, not a curated record.